CCCGCCAAGCUGGCGUCCUCCGUCGCGGAUCUGCUGCGGGCGCUGCAGCCCAACAUGGCGCUCAUGAGUGGACUCGGUGGCCUUGGUUCCUUUGGCUCCUUCGGGGCGUUCUCAGCGCUAAACGCCUUGAGUGCCAAUGCGACGGGCACUGGUAGUUUUGGGGGAUCAAGCAGCCCUGUAGUGCCCACACCCAUGGUGGCGCUACCCUCACUCUCCUUCACCGCCGCCCAGGUGGCCGCCGUCUGCGAAACUUUGGAAGAGAGUGGCGACAUGGAGCGCCUUGGACGCUUCUUGUGGUCACUGCCGGUGGCUCACCCUCACCUUCACGACCUCAACAAGCACGAGGCGGUGCUACGAGCGCGGGCUCUUGUCUCCUUCCACGUGGGAAACUUCCGCGAGCUCUACGCUAUUUUGGAGUCACAACGAUAUUCCAAACCUUCUCACGCGCGGCUGCAGGCGCUGUGGCUGGAGGCGCACUACCAAGAGGCAGAGCGUCUCCGCGGCCGCCCGCUUGGGCCCGUCGACAAGUACCGCGUCCGUAAGAAGUUCCCCUUCCCGAGGACCAUCUGGGAUGGCGAACAGAAGACCCACUGCUUCAAGGAACGCACAAGAUCUCUACUGAGGGAGUCAUACCUGCAGGACCCUUACCCUAACCCCAGCAAGAAGAGGGAGUUGGCCUCGGCCACGGGUCUCACCCCCACACAGGUCGGCAACUGGUUCAAGAACCGUCGGCAGCGUGACAGAGCAGCAGCCGCUAAGAACAGGAUGCAUCAGUUCGGGGCUACAGGCAUACCUCCCUCUCGACGGGACACCGACACUCGCUCUCCACUCGAGGACGAUGACGAGGAGGAUCUCAUCAAUCCUGGCUCUCCUAACACCUUCGAGGAUGACAUCUCCGAGGACGACGUGUCGCUGGACGCCCGGUCUCCACCUCCACUCCCAACCUCUGGCUCUCACACGGUGACCUCGCCCUCAGGCGUCCACGCCACCUCCAGUAGUCUUCCUCUAGCCCUCGACUCCAAGUCUCCUGGGUCUCCUCGACCUCCUAUCCUAUCCUCCCCCAUGAAGGAUCAGAUAAAGAACCACGAGCGAGAAUCUCCAGACCUCAAGGACGACCUCAAGGAUGACCAUGAGACCUCCAAGUCGCUGCUGUCCGAGACGCCCAGCAUCCCGACAUCUCUUCAGGCCUUGGCUCCGGCGCUCACCAUCGCCUCCCUCGUGUCCUCUCACAAGAGACCAGCGUCACCUUCCGACCACUACGUCACACCCAUCCGACCAAUCCCCGAGCGACACGUCUUUGGUUACUCAUCCAUGCAGCCAAUGACAAAGCGGCCUUUCACACUGUCUCCAAUGGGACCAAUCACAGAUCGCCAUUUUCUCUCCGCGGCAGGCGCCUUUCAGCCAAUCAGGUUGCAGCCAAAACAGAAAGAAGAGACGUAGAGGGAGUCUCCUGUAUACGACUGGACUUGAAUCUAUGUGAUAAAGUGUGAUGGCCAAGAGGUUGUAAAGGCAUGAGGCACUCUGUUGUAUACUCAAGUGAGAGAGUUUUUAUCCCAAAGUGAGAACUGCUCACCUCAAGUCACUCAAUAACCCAUGGUAAGAGGACCAGAGAUACGACACUCGUAAAUAGUUAAGAUUUUUAUUCAAGAAUCAUAUCAUCAUUAUAUAAUGUAAUAUAGUAAUCUAUCCUGUACAUAAAUGUAUUUCUGUACAAAGAACAAUUCCUUUACGUGUAUGUUGUCUGGGUUAGUCUUGAGAGAGAGAGUUAGACUGCACAUGCACAAUUUACAUACUAAUGGCAAACUAGUGGAAUUAAUUACUGUACAUAAGACAAUAAACACGGCCUUGAGACACCACUUUGGUUCACGAGGUCUGUUAUUAUUGAUUAAUUUCGUGAGUGUGAAACUUUUAAUCUAUGUUGCCUAACUUUUAAUUACCAAUAAAAUACUGUACAUAA
Molecule: messenger RNA, 1957 nt
Organism: Homarus americanus (American lobster)
Lineage: Eukaryota; Metazoa; Arthropoda; Malacostraca; Decapoda; Nephropidae
Product: homeobox protein SIX3-like
Exons: 2
Coding region: 55-1440 (461 amino acids)
Biological process (GO): regulation of transcription by RNA polymerase II
Cellular component (GO): nucleus; transcription regulator complex
Molecular function (GO): DNA-binding transcription factor activity, RNA polymerase II-specific; RNA polymerase II cis-regulatory region sequence-specific DNA binding
Source: RefSeq, a predicted model, not a curated record